This is a messenger RNA of Hypomesus transpacificus, 3716 nucleotides long. It is a transcript of the gene pdcd6ip, whose product is annotated as programmed cell death 6 interacting protein. Gene Ontology annotation, biological process: mitotic cytokinesis. The coding region runs from base 70 to 2700 and encodes 876 amino acids. The transcript has 18 exons. Gene Ontology annotation, molecular function: protein binding. Gene Ontology annotation, cellular component: endosome. Lineage: Eukaryota; Metazoa; Chordata; Actinopteri; Osmeriformes; Osmeridae. The record is from RefSeq and is a predicted model, not a curated record.
AAGUGAAAUUGCAGUUGUUUUUGUCCGAUUGAAAGCGAGUUUCCCUCCUCUCCGAUCUGUUGUCGUUUAAUGCGGGCUGAAAUGGCGACUUUUAUUUCGGUCCCGUUGAAAAAGUCAUCUGAAGUCGAUCUUGUUAAACCACUUUCAAAAUUUGUCACGGCUACAUACCCAGCUGGUGAGGAUCAAGUUGAAUAUCUUCGGUCUGUAGAGGAGUUGAACAAGCUCCGCAAGAGUGCUCUGGGGAGGCCGCUUGACAAACACGAGAGCUCGCUGGAGAUCCUCCUGAGGUACUAUGACCAGCUGUGUGCCGUGGAGCCCAAGUUCCCCUUCUCUGAAAACCAGCUGUGUUUAACCUUCACAUGGAAAGAUGCCUUUGAUAAAGGAUCACUGUUCGGAGGGUCGGUUAAGCUGGCUUUGGCCAGUCUUGGCUAUGAGAAGACGUGUGUGUUGUUUAAUGGAGCCGCGCUAGCUAGUCAGAUCGCUUCAGAACAGAACCUGGACAGCGACGAAGGAUUGAAGGCUGCCGCAAAAUACUACCAGCUGGCCAGUGGAGCGUUUGGCCACAUCAAGGACACAGUGCUGUCGGCCCUGAACAGGGAGCCCACCAUGGACAUCUCCCCUGAGACUGUAGGAACCCUGAGCCUCAUCAUGCUAGCCCAGGCUCAGGAGGUCUUCUUCCUGAAAGCCACGUCAGAUAAGAUGAAGGACGCCAUUAUUGCUAAACUGGCCAAUCAGGCGGCAGAUUUCUAUGGAGAUGCCUUCAAGCAGUGCCAGUACAAAGAGAAUCUCCCUAAGUAUUUUUAUUUUCAGGAGGUACUGCCAGUGCUGGCUGCCAAGCACUGCAUCAUGCAGGCCAACGCUGAGCUGCACCAGAGCAUCCUGGCCAAGCAGAAGAAGCGCUUCGGAGAGGAAAUCGCACGUCUGCAGCACGCGGCAGAGCUGGUGAAGACGGUGGCGUCACGCUACGACGAGUACGUGAGCGUCAAGGACCUGAGUGACAAGAUCAACCGCGCCCUGACCGCCGCCAAGAAAGACAACGACUUCAUCUACCACGACCGUGUCCCCGAGGUCAAAGACCUGGAGCACAUCGGCAAGGCUGCGCUGGUCAAGUCCACCGCCAUCGCCCCCCCGCUCAGCCAGAAGUUCACCGACCUGUUUGAGAAGAUGGUUCCCAUGGCGGUGCAGCAGUCUAUGAGUAUUUAUAGCCAGAGGAAGGCUGAGACAGUCAACAGACUGGUGGGCACCAUGAGAGAGGCCACCAACCUCUGCAAUGGUGUGCUGGCGUCUCUAAACCUGCCGGCGGCUCUGGAGGACCUGUCCGGUGAUUCGGUCCCACAAUCCAUCCUGGAGAAGGCUCGCGCCAUCGUGCAGCAAGGGGGGCUGCAGAGCAUAGAGCAGCUGAUCAGAGAUCUGCCUGAACUGCUGACACGCAACCGGGAAAUACUGGAUGAGUCUCUGAAGAUGCUGGACAAUGAGGAGACCACCGACAGCGAGCUGAGGACCAAGUUCAACCAACGUUGGAACAGAACUCCCUCCGGAGAUCUCUACAAGCCCCUGAGAGCAGAGGGGGGGAACUUCCGCAGUGUGUUGGACAAGGCUGUGCAGGCCGACCAGGUGGUGAGGGAGCGUUACAACACACACUGCGAGAUGAUCGCUCUGCUGUGUAAACCUGAGGCUGAGCUUACUGCAGCCAUCCCCUCUGCCAACCCUGCCAAGACCCUGCAGGGCAGCGAGGUGGUGAACGUGCUGAGGUCUCAGCUCGCCCAGCUGGAUGAGGUCAAGAAGGAGAGGGAGGGACUGGAGGCCGAGAUCAAGGCGGUGACCUUUGACAUGACUUCCUGCUUCCUGUCGGCACUGGCACAGGACGGGGCCCUGAACGAGGAGCAGCUGUCACUCAGCCAGCUCGACCAAUCAUACGGAGCCUACAACCAGAGGGUGCAGGCCAGCCUGCGGAGCCAGGAGGAGCUGCUGGGACGCGUGCAGACGUCCCACCAGGAGUUCAGCAGUCUGAAACAGUCCAACUCCGAGGCUAACGACCGCGAGGAGGUGUUGAAGAAGCUGGCCUCCGCCCACGACAGCUACGUGGAGAUCAGCAACAACCUGCGCGAGGGCACCAAGUUCUAUAAUGACUUGACAGAGAUCCUACUCAAGUUCCAAAACAAGUGCAGUGACAUCGUCUUCGCUCGCAAAACAGAACGUGACGAGCUGCUCAAGGAGCUGCAGCAGAACAUUGCCAAGGAGCCAAGCGCCCCUUCCUUCAACGUCCCUGCCUACCAGAGUGCCCCCGCCCCCGCUCCCGCCGGCCCCACUGCUGCUCCCAGGACCGUCUUCGCCCAGCAGCAGCCUGAAGUCAAGCCCCAGCCCCCAGCCAGACCCCCUCCCCCCUCUUUCACACCCCAGGCUGCUGCACCCGGCAACCCCCCGCCCAACGUUCCCGUUCCUGGUAACCCCCCGCCCAUGGCCCCGCCCUCCCAGGCCCAGGGACCGCCCUACCCCACCUACCAAGGCUACCCAGGGUACUACCAGAUGGGUAUGGGCUAUAACCCUUUCGCUGGCUACAACCAGUACAACAUACCCUACAUGCCCUACCAGGCUGCACCAGGACAGGCGGGCUAUCCUGUACCUCCCCCCAACCAGCAGCAGCCCUACACCUACCCCCAGCAGCCUCCCCAACAGCAGCCCUACUACCCCCAGCAAUAAGCCCCGGCUCAUCUCUACCCCCUCCAGCUCCCGCUGGAACAGACUUGCUACCCCCAGCAAUAACUGUCAACUCCCUCCCUUCUCCUCCUCUCUCUCUCUCUCCCUCCCCCCCUGCAUCCCCCUCUCAUCCCUCGCACCUCUCCUCCUCCCUGCAUCCCUCUCUUCUCUCGUCCUUCUCCUCCUAUCCUGCUGAUGGCAACCAAACUGUGGGAGGGGAGGAACUGCGUCUGGGCAGCACUGCACUUCUUCUUAACACUCCUCCUCCUCCUCCCUCCUGUUCUCAAACUUUGGUUCUCUUAACCUCUCUGUCUCACUUUAUCCCUUUACUCACUCUGCACUUGUUUUAAGAAAAGAAAUCUUUUUUUUUAAACCAGUCCUGUUUUUGUUUCAUUUUUGUCUCUUCCACUCUCGUCUUUGUGAGCUAACCCUGUUUUUCUGCAUACCGUUUUUGAAUAAUUUAGCUAAUUCUUUAUUUAAAUUGAGGCUUUUGCGCGUGUUCUAAUGUGACUCCUCGUUUGUGCUGGAUGGCUGUAGAACACUAGAGGAGUCGCCCCGUGGCCAGGAGAUGGCACGUCCCCUUGCCGCUGUGGCACGUGUCAUUUGGGAAUGGGGGGGUGGAGGGAGGGGGGGGGGGGGGGGUGGUCACGGAAGGGAGAGCAUGUCCAUAUCAUCGUUUAAAUUCCCCCAAGCGCCCCACUACUAUAUCUCCUAUAUCUUAUUUUUGUAAUGAAUACUGAUGCAUCACUGAGGUGUAAGCCAAUAGAAACGCUCGGUAGGUUUUCUAAUGUAGACAGAGACCACUGAGGGGGACGCCCUGUCUCUCUCUGUCUCUCUCUCUCAACCAGGGAAUGUUGGUAUAUUUCUGUUUUACAAUCAGAGGCUGUACAUGGCUGUAGAUGUGGGAGACCAGGUUAUAUUAUAUAUGAAUAUAAAUGACUCUGUAUGUGGUUAACCAAACACUGUGUGCUCUUUGUGUUUCUUUGGUUCUAAUGUGAUUAAAACACCUCCGUAUGUUA